GGUGACAAGGAAGGGAAGGGGGCGGGUUCGCUGUGGUCGACGCCGCCGCUGGAGCUCUUCCCGGGGUUUCGAAGCGGCUCCCAAAACAAACGGGGAGAGGAGAGAGAGAGAGAGAGAGAGAGAGGGGAGGAGAAAGAGAGAGGAGAGAGAGAGAGAGAAACAAGUAUGGCGGACGAGGCGGCGUUGCCUCUGCUCUUCUUGUUCCUCUACUUGCUGAUGAAGCGCCGGGCCGAGGUGGAGGGCGCCAACCUCGAGAGGAGGAACGACGCUCAGAGGCGGCUGAGGAUGAGGCAGUACUUCCAGCAGCGACAGAGGAAGAUGAUAUUGAUGGUCAUGGCCCGUGGAGGUAGUAGGUGUAACUGUCGAACAAGAAUUUGGUGCAAGCCUAGAAGUUCGGACUGGUGGGAACGCGUGGUCAUGAAGGAAUUUCAGCCGAACGACUGGUUGGAAAAUUUCCGAAUGUCUAAGGAAACAUUUUUUCACGUGUGUAAUAAGCUGAAACCCAUGGUGUCUCGCCGAAACACUCACCUUCGACCAGCACUGCCACUGGAAAAGCGAGUUGCAGUGGCCUUUUGGCGACUAGCUACGAAUGUUGAAUAUAGAACAAUAAGUCAUCUGUUUGGAAUAGGGCGAUCAACUGUGUGUAAAUGUGUGAGAGAAGUCUGCUACGCCAUUGUGUCUCUGUUAAAGCCUCUGUAUCUAAGACUGCCUACCAAUCAGGAAUUUGAGACUAUGAAUCGGACGUAUGGCAUCAAGUGGGACAUUCCCCAAUGUGUUGGUACUAUUGAUAGUUGCCAUAUACCCAUUAUUGCCCCGCCACAGUAUCACAAAGAUUAUUUAAACAAAAAGGGAUGGCAUUCGGUUGUCUUGCAAGGUGUGGUUGAUGGCACUGGUAAUUUCUGGGACGUCUGUGCUGGAUUUUCUGGGAGUACUCUUGACACAAAAAUUCUGAAGAAUUCUGAUGUGUGGAUGAGGGCUACUGAAGGAAAGUUGUUUCCCGCUUGCCCCAGAAUCAUCAGGGGAACUCCCGUGAGAUACCUGUUGAUAGGCAGCUCUUCAUACCCACUGCAGGAAUGGUUACUGAAGCCGUAUUUGGAAACAGGAAAGCUCUCACAGCAUCAAGUUGUGUUUAACUGCAGGUUAAACCAGGCUCACACUGUGAUAGACAAUGCCUUUAGCAGACUCAAAGCACGUUGGCAAUGUCUUCUCAAAAGGAAUGACUGUAGCCUUGAACUGAUUCCGACAAUGAUCACCGCCUGCUGCAUUCUUCACAACGUUUGUGAAAAGCAUAAUGAUGGUUUUAAUAAUGAAUGGCUGGGAGUGCUUGGGCAGGAGGAAUUUCCUCAGCCAAACCAAACAGAAUCUGACAGACAGAUUGAUAGCAAAGCAGAAGAAAUCCGACAGGUAUUGGCUGCUUACUUUAUGGGUCCGGAAGAUAGUUAGGUCUCUAUCUAUGGCGUUCUAGGUUGUAUUCGAUGUUGCAUUUGCAGAAGUUGUAAAUAAUGUAUGAUAAUUUUUCAGUGUGGUUUUAUCUCUAUUCUGACUAGGAAUGCCUUGGUAUUGUAUACUGAUGCAAUAAAGCCUGUAUCAUA
Molecule: messenger RNA, 1592 nt
Organism: Callorhinchus milii (elephant shark)
Lineage: Eukaryota; Metazoa; Chordata; Chondrichthyes; Chimaeriformes; Callorhinchidae
Product: protein ANTAGONIST OF LIKE HETEROCHROMATIN PROTEIN 1
Exons: 2
Coding region: 166-1443 (425 amino acids)
Source: RefSeq, a predicted model, not a curated record